AUGGCUAGUCCCUCUGCCUCCUCGUUUUUUCUCUUGCUCUUGCUGCCAACUAUCCUGGGCAUGGCUAGUGCCUAUUCUCCAGUCCAGAUUUGUGUACGUCCCUGCCCAAUUGAGGUUAACCUGCACCUAUACCUCCACCAGUUCGUUGCUGGACCAAACCACCCAAACCGCAACGAGGAAUUCCUGAUAGCCCCAGCAAAUGCCUUUGGUUUUGGUACUACCCUCAUCCAUGAUUGGACCUUGACCAGAACAACCGAUCCUAACGAUACACUCGUCGCACGUGUGCAAGGCACACACAUCCAAGCUGGCACGACAAAUGCUAACAGCUGGUACAUUUCGCAGAACAUAGUGUUUCAGAGUGGCAGAUUUGCAGGGUCCACACUUCAGGUGAUGGGGACAUUAACCGAAAACAGUGUUGGCCAGUGGUCUAUCGUCGGUGGGACCGGACAGUUUACGCUGGCCCAGGGUAUUAUCAACUACAAGAUGGAUCCGUCUUCUAACAAGGAUGAUGCUAUUAGAGAACUUAAUAUUCGUAUCCUCUAUGACGCAGAUGAUGUACAAGUGGCUCGUGAUGGUGCAUUACGCCUGGUGCAAAACUAA
This is a messenger RNA of Lolium rigidum, 600 nucleotides long. RefSeq names its product dirigent protein 22-like. Bases 1 to 600 code for a protein of 199 amino acids. The record is from RefSeq and is a predicted model, not a curated record. The transcript is spliced from 3 exons. NCBI's taxonomy places the organism in Eukaryota, Viridiplantae, Streptophyta, Magnoliopsida, Poales, Poaceae.